AUGCCGUCCUUCAUCGUCAAAUGCCACGAGGGAGUCUCCGAUGAUCAGAUCCAGACUCUCAAGAAACAGAUCGAAGAGCAAGGAGGAAAUAUUACACAAGAUUUCAGUAUUAUCAAGGGCUUUGGAGUUGAAUUUCCAGAGGACCGUGUCUCUAUGUUCGCCAACCAUGAGCACAUUGAGUUUAUCGAGGCGGAUGGCGAGGUGACCACACAGUAG
Messenger RNA from Penicillium angulare, 216 nucleotides. RefSeq lists its product as uncharacterized. NCBI's taxonomy places the organism in Eukaryota, Fungi, Ascomycota, Eurotiomycetes, Eurotiales, Aspergillaceae. The record is from RefSeq and is a predicted model, not a curated record. Gene Ontology annotation, molecular function: endopeptidase inhibitor activity. Bases 1 to 216 code for a protein of 71 amino acids. Gene Ontology annotation, biological process: vacuole fusion, non-autophagic. The transcript has 4 exons.